Messenger RNA from Naegleria fowleri, 5196 nucleotides. RefSeq lists its product as uncharacterized. The coding region runs from base 1 to 5196 and encodes 1731 amino acids. NCBI's taxonomy places the organism in Eukaryota, Heterolobosea, Eutetramitea, Acrasida, Naegleriidae. Gene Ontology annotation, molecular function: guanylate cyclase activity; peptide receptor activity. Gene Ontology annotation, biological process: receptor guanylyl cyclase signaling pathway; intracellular signal transduction; cGMP biosynthetic process. The record is from RefSeq and is a predicted model, not a curated record. The transcript has 4 exons.
AUGUCAGACUCGGAAGCAAGCUCGAAUAAGGAACGAGAGGACAUCAGUCUUGGAAAUCCAACGUUCUUUAAGCCUGUUCACCAAACAACCAACAAUUAUAAUCCUGCUGGACCCUUAUCUGCGUACUCUUUCAGUGCUGCUUCCUCAAUACACGCUGGUGGUACUGGCCUGAAUUCCUUCGGAAAGAAAGUCCUUUCCAAAAUACAAGAAGUGGUUGCUUCCACGCUGAUCGUAUUGGUCGAUUCUAAAAGCAAACAGGGAUGGAAAAGUUACUUGCUGAUAUUGAGCUUGUAUAUUUAUGCUUGGAUUGGUUCUCUUGUGAUUGGACUUGAAGGAGAAUAUAAUUUUGGACUCUAUGGUGCAUGGAUAUGGAGAGUAUUCAAUUAUUUGGUGAACUUUUCAAUGUAUUCAAUUCCAUAUGAAGCAGCCAUUGCAUUAUCAUCGAUAUGUAUCUUGCUUUCCCUUUCAGUGUUAUGUCUAUUUCUCUAUACUUUGAGAGUUUAUCAUAAGGCAGAUCGUUCCAUCAAGAGUGUUCAAUCAUUGAUGAGAGUAUUGGGAAUUAUCAUUUAUUUUGGACAUUUAGUGAUGACUUAUUUGAUGACUUCCUUCAUUGAUUGUAAUUAUUCAAGUUCAGUCACUUUUGAUGGUUUCAGUGAUCCUCAAAAAGUUUUGAAUCGAUUUCCUUAUUACAUGUGCUUCUCUUCGAGCAAUAUUGCAUUAAUUGUUUUGAAUUUUUUGGGAAUUAUUUGUUUAAUUCUGAGCACUAUAUUGUGUAGUUUUGUGUUGGGAAAUAGUCAUAUUCGAAGUGAGACACCUUUCAUUGUUGACAAUUCAUUAUUCAUUGGAAGUGUUUUGGUCAUUUCAGAGAUUCAAAUCACAUUGAAUGCAAUCAUUCCAAAUUCUCUCAUGUUUGUGAAGAGUAUUAUUCAUAUUCUUCUCUCAUUCACUCUCUUUAUCAUGCUCUUGUAUUUACUUCCAUAUUAUAGAAGAUUUGAAAAUUCAAUGAUUGGUGGUUUAUGUUUGGGAAAGACUUUCAUUUGUGUAUUUCCUUUAAUUUCAUUUCUUGUCAAUUCAAAGAAUGAAUGGGAAAUGGGCUUAGCAUUUGCAACUUCAUCCUUUGGAAUGUUCUUUAUUGGUUUCUUGAUUGGAUUUUUAAUUGUUGAAAUUUAUACAAGAGUUGUUUACAAGUUGACAAGAUUCACAAUCAUGCAAGAAGCCAUUGCACUUUUCAAAGAUAUGGAAGAGAGAAAACAAAUUAGAAAUUUGGAAUUAUUUCUUAAAUUUUGCAUGCUUUCAGGAAAUGAAGGAAAUGAUGAUACAUUUGGAUUUUCAGAUAAGGAUAUGGCUAUUUGUAUGAUCAAAUCAGUCUCUCAACACAAAAGAUUUCAACACAAAAAUCUUCUCGUUUCAUCAAGUUUAUUAUGUGCUUACUUUUGGGAUAUGGAUCGUCAAGUGACUUUUCAAAAACCACCAAAAUCUUAUUGCAUUUCCUCUCUUGAAUAUUCUCAAACACUUUUGAAAAGAGUGAAGAAUGAAAAGAUGGCAUUAUUAUUGAGUUUCAUGUUGAAAGAAAAAUUGAAACAAAUUCAAGAUUCUCUUCGAAGAGAGAAAGGUGACUCAAAAGAUUUUUCAACUUUAUUGGACAUGUCUGAAAUGUUGAAUCGACUUGAAAAAGAUACUCAAACCAUUGUUCAAUGUAGAAAAUUGGUUUGGAAAGAGUUGAUGAAUGACACUGUGAAUGAAAAUCGAGUGUUAGAAAUUAAUAGAGCUGCAUCCACUCUCAUCAUUGAAUGUGAAGAAACUUUUGAAAAUUUAAUGAAACUCUUCUCUGAAGAUAAGAGUGUGUUGAGAUUGUAUGCCAGAUUCAAUGAAGAGGUUCUCUUCAACACUGAGAAAGCUUCUGAACUCUAUCAAGAUGCUCAAAGUAUUGAGGAGGAAGACUCCAAAAGAAGUCAUGACAAACCAAGUAUUGUAUCCUUGGUUAAGCACUCAACAGGGCUGUUGCGAGCUAGUGCUGGUUCUAUGUUAUUGGAAAGCAUUACACGAAAUAUUGGCAAUAGAAUAACGCCCCUAUCUCAAACAGCUAACAAUGCUGGUAGCGUUAGCAAUAACAUUCACCUGUCCAGCCUCAAAGGUGGGUCUAAAGAACUUGUUGAGGAUUCCAAUCAGCUUGAUUUGACCGAAGCUGGAGAGAGCCCUGAGAUGAAAAAGGAGGCAAUGUAUAAGUCAACGAUUGCAACAGCUGAAGGCAAUCUUCUUCCUUUUUUUAUCAUUCUGACAUUUGGUACAAUACUUGGCGUGUUAUUUCUAGCUAAGGUUGUGUUGGCCCUUGUGACACUGAAUACAGCCACGAGAGAUUUGAACACAAUUCAAAAAGCAUGCGCUCCAUCAGCUCGAUCUCUUGCCAUUAUUUCUGACUUGAGGGUCCAUCAAAUUGUGACAUCCCUCUUUGGAACAUAUACCACAUUUCCUGUAUCCCUAUCAUCGCAGGGAAUUAACAAUAUGAGUGACUACGAUAAGAUUUAUCAAGAAAGAAUUUCUUUAGCUUUAACAACCUUUAAUAAUCUUCAGUCAAUAGCCAUGGAUGGAAAAUUAGACUCUCACAUGUCAAUUCAGUAUUCUAAUGACUCAUUCCUGGUAUAUUAUCCAGAAAUUCCACAUCAAAACUUUUAUGGCCAAUAUCUCCAUCCUCGCCCAAGGAAUGUCAGUAUUUCUACUCUUACUAAUUCCUUUUUACAACACGCAGUGACACUGAAGUCUCUGAAAGGAGAUGAUUUUAAUAGGACUUUACUCACAGACUUUCUUUUGAUGUAUAUGUGGCACAAUCGAGAUACUUUAUCGAAGAACUUUGCUACAUUUUGUGACCAAAUAUCCGAGGUUGUGAAUGAUACUGUGACCACUUAUCAAAGAAGUUUUGUCUAUUACUGUAUUGCAUCUCUCAUUACAGGUUGCAUCCUUUGCCUUGGUAUUGCUUCGCUUCAAGUUUAUUUUUCAUUCAAACUAAGAAAAAUUGUUAAACUUUUCGAAAAAUCGAUUCCAAAAGAAGCCAUUGGAAAGAUUUAUCAUGCAAUCAAAGCAAAUGAGCAAGAAUCAAAUGUUAACAAUGGAAUGUGGCAAAAUCCCAUGUUGAGAAACGCAGUUUUAGUGAUUCUGCUUACAGCUAUAUUUUUGUGUUGUUCCAUUCCUAUUUUAUACAUUACCAUCUCCACAACAAAUAAUGCAAACAACAUUAUCGAAAACAUGCAGGGUUCGGUAAGGGUGGCCGCAUCAGCCCAAAUAACAUCACUACAUAUUGGAGAGAUUUAUGCUUUUGGAAUUUUAAGACCCAAUACAUAUGCUAUGAAUUCUGAUCUGUUACUGAGUCAGGAAGAAACUCAAAGCUAUCAUGAAGGUAUUGAUACUUUAACAAAAACUCUAGAAAGUAAUUGGGAUCGCUUAAUUUUUGGUAGUGCGGGCAGCCCUUCUCUUGUUGGAAAAUAUUUGGAAAUAGAUGCUCUUCUCAAAGGUCGAAAUUGUACUCAGCUCAAUAUUACGUCAACUACGACCUGCUCUGGCCUGAAUGACUUGGUUCACAGCUUUCUCUUGAAAUCCAUUGAAAUUAAUGAAAUCUAUGCCGCCGUUCAAAAAGAUGUUACCAAAGUAUUCGAUCAAUUUUUUACAGGAGUAUAUCAAGCUUGUAAUAAGCUGACAGAUGGAAUGCUGAAUUUUAUGGAGGUUUAUGUUGCAAGUGUACAGAGGGAUGAUAGUCAAACUUGGACAAUUAUUAUUGGUGUUAUUGGGCUGGUGUUUCUUCCAAUUAUUAUUAACAUGUAUGUGAGAGGAACCUCAAAACAUUUUUCAGAAAUGCAAUGUUUGAGAAUGAUGUUGAAUUACGUCAAGGUUGAAAACAUUGAUGCAAAAGAACCACUCCGGAAUUAUAUUCUCUUCCAUCAGCUUGAAUGGAUCAAACAGAGAAAGUCAUCAAGGAGAGAAGAUGACGACAAGGUUCGAAAUGUUCUCAAUGCGACUGUGGAUGGAGCUCUUUUGUGCAAUCAAGAAUUUGAAGUGGAUAUUUACAAUCCAUCUGCACAGAGAAUGUUUGGAAAGAAUAUGAAUGAAGUGGUGGGUCUUCCUCUCUGGAAUUUAUUUGGACAAGAGAAUAAGGAAAGAAUUCAAACAUCAUUGCAACAUUUGAAAACAAACACAGGAAGUAUUGCAAGUGGUGAAACGCUGGAGAUUGAUUGUGUGAGAAAGAAUGGAACUCGAUUCCCAGCGAAAUUGAACAUUUCAUGGACCACUUUUGAUGGAAAGGCAGUCUUUGUAUGUUUCAUCAAAGAUAUCACAACAGAGAAGAAACAAAAUUCUCUUCUUGCUGAAGAAAAGAAGACUUCAGAAAAUUUAUUGAGAAAUAUUUUACCUGAAUCAGUGGCGAAAAAAUUGAAAAAUGGAGAGACAUUUAUUGCAGAAAAACUUCCUGAUAUUACUUGCUUCUUUUCUGAUAUGGUUGGAUUCACAAAACUUUCAAGCAGCAUGAAUGCACAUCAAGUGGUGAAAAUGUUGGGUGAUAUUGUGAAUGGAUUUGAUUCAUUGACUGACAAGUAUGAAUUGGAAAAAAUCAAAACCAUUGGAGAUGCUUAUUUCUGUGUUGGAGGAUUACAUCAAGCAAGUGAUCAUGCAGAACGUGUUUUGAGAUUUGCAAUAGAAACCUUCAGAGUGGUGAGAAAUUACAAUCAAAAAAUGAUUUUGGAAAAAUUUUCAACAACAGGAAAUGAUUCAACCACAUUGCCAACGAAUAAUAUGAAUACUACAUUCAUGACACCAUCCAAUAGUACAAACAAUUUAAUACCCUCAUCCAUAUCCUCAUCAUCCAUUGUUUCCCUCAAUAUUGAUCAGAUUCAUCAAGUGGAUAUUCGAGUUGGACUCAAUACUGGUGCUGUGGUUGCAGGUGUGAUUGGCACUAAAAAAUUUGCUUAUGAUUUGUGGGGAGACACAAUUAAUGUUGCUUCCAGAAUGGAAUCCACUUCAUUGCCUGGAAGAAUUCAAAUUUCACGUUCCACCUAUGAAAGAGUUCAUGAUUUGGAUUUGCAAUUUGAAGAACGAAAAAUAGAAGUGAAAGGAAAAGGUGUCAUGCAAUCGUAUCUGUUGAGUGAAAAGGCACAUGAGAGAGCCGUGUUGACCACUGAAGAAAUUGAGGAAUUGUUAGAGACGAACCAUUAA